Molecule: messenger RNA, 1039 nt
Organism: Impatiens glandulifera
Lineage: Eukaryota; Viridiplantae; Streptophyta; Magnoliopsida; Ericales; Balsaminaceae
Product: germin-like protein subfamily 1 member 17
Exons: 5
Coding region: 126-812 (228 amino acids)
Cellular component (GO): cell wall
Molecular function (GO): manganese ion binding
Source: RefSeq, a predicted model, not a curated record
CCCCUCAGGUCUGACUGUUGUUAAGAUUAAUGCUUUAAAUGCUGCUAUGGAGGCGGCUUGCCUUGUCUUAAGUGUUGAUGAGACAUUCAAGAAUCCUAAGAACUUAUUAACUGAGUUAGAGAGAGAUGUCAAGACAAUUAGUAACUAUUACGUUGUUGGCGUCAUUUGCUUUCUUACUUGUGAAUGCUUUUGAUCCAAACCAUGGUCAAGACUUCUGUGUUGCCGCUGAUGAACCAAAAGAUGCAGUGUUUGUGAACGGAAAGUUUUGCAAAGAGCAUACCUUAGUCACAGCUGACGAUUUCUUUUACGACGGUGGGCUUGACAAAUCUGGCAACACAGCCAAUCCUCUUGGAUCUGAAGUUACUUCUGUGAAUGUUAUGCAAUUGAAAGGUCUCAAUACUCUUGGUAUCUCCUUGGCUCGUAUCGAUUUUGCACCUUACGGACUGAAUCCGCCACAUUCCCACCCUCGUGCGACAGAAGUCCUCUUAGUGCUAGAGGGCAACCUUCUGGUUGGCUUUGUGGGGUCUAACCGUCCGGAUCAGAAGAAUCGUUUGUUUAAAAAAGUAUUAAAGGCAGGAGACGUUUUCGUAUUCCCAGAAGGAUUAAUCCAUUUUCAACAGAAUAUAUAUGAAAGUAAUUCGGUCGCUUUAGUUGGAUUAAGCAGCGAAAAUCCAGGGACGAUAACGAUUACGAAUGCACUGUUUGGUUGUAGUCCAGACCUGUCUCCUUAUUUGCUGGGCAAGGCGUGUCUGUUGGAUAAAGACACGAUAAUCUAUUUGCAAUCGCAAUACUGGUGGGACAAUAAUAAUUAAAUGGAGAUUGAAAUAUAGAAUAAGAUAUGUGUGUGCUAAAGUAAUGUUUUUAUUUGAAUAAAUACAUUUGAGUGAUGUAUCUUUUUAUUAAUUGAAUGGAUGUGAUUGUUGUUAUAAUAUAAGAUAAUAUAUAUAUAUAUCUUAUAUUAUGACAUUAAUAAUUGGUAUGGUUUUGUUUGAACCAUGUCCAAGAGCUAGAUUGAUGUUGGUUUUUAUGAGUUUUUAUA